Annulohypoxylon truncatum is the source of this 1491-nucleotide messenger RNA. RefSeq names its product 3-ketodihydrosphingosine reductase tsc-10. Gene Ontology annotation, biological process: sphingolipid biosynthetic process. The coding region runs from base 281 to 1264 and encodes 327 amino acids. Lineage: Eukaryota; Fungi; Ascomycota; Sordariomycetes; Xylariales; Hypoxylaceae. Gene Ontology annotation, cellular component: endoplasmic reticulum membrane. The transcript is spliced from 3 exons. The record is from RefSeq and is a predicted model, not a curated record. Gene Ontology annotation, molecular function: 3-dehydrosphinganine reductase activity.
AAUAUGUUGUUGGUUGGUCGAUAUGAAUAUAUACCUCAACUCGGGAAUUGAAGGGAUGUUCGGAUGGUGCGCUAAAGGGUGUGGUGUGGCUGUAUCAACCAACGUCCAGUACAAGCAGGGAAAACUAUCUCCAGUUUCCUCCCUUUGUUCCUCAAUUCCUCCAACUUGGCCUAGAUGCGUUUUGUUCUGUCGCAGUUCGCGAUCCCCGAGAUUUUGAGAGUCAAAAUUUCUCGGCAUUCACGCUUAAUCUGUGCUCUAUCCCGUGUCGUUCCGGAAAAAAAUGGGCUGGUUUGGCCGUAACCACAUGCCAGUUGAGGGCCGGACUAUCCUCCUGACGGGCGGUUCUGAAGGCACCGGCCUCAGCGCAGCACGCAUCUUUUCGAGCAGAGGGGCAAAUAUCAUUAUUGUCUCGAGGAACCCGGCGAAGCUCGAGGAGGCCGUGAAGAGUAUCAAGGCCGCGGCAAAGUCUCCUGAGAUGCAGCGCUUCCACACCAUUGUAGCCGAUGUAGCCGAGCCCAACUAUGCGGAGGGCGUGGUUAACAAUGCGACGGCCUGGAACGACGGAUAUCCGCCCGAGAUCGUGUGGUGUCUGGCUGGCCUUUCCACGCCCAUGCUGUGGACGGACGACGGGGCCUUACAGGCUUCUCGAUAUAACAUGGACGUCAAUUACUUUGGCACAGCCGAAAUGUCCCGAGCCAUCAUGCGUGCCUGGCUCCUCCCUGGCCAGGAAAAGAAGCAACCCUCGACACGAGGAUCUCGUCCCGCUGCCAAACACAUCGUCUUCACCGGCACCGUCCUCUCCGUCUUCUCUAUGGCCGGCCACGGAACCUACGCCCCUUCCAAGUUUGCCCUCCGCGCCCUGGCCGACGCCCUGGCCAUGGAGGUUCGCCUAUACCCGGACGUCCCUAUCGAAGUACACUUCAUUUUGCCUAACUCUAUCACCACAGCCGGCUACGAGCGCGAGAAUGAAACUAAGCCGGAAAUCACACUCCAGCUCGAGGGUGCCGAGACUCCCCAGGACCCGGACACUGUCGCCCGCCUAUCCAUCGCCGGCGUCGAGAAGGGUCGCUACUUUGUCACGACAUCGUUCAUAGGCGACCUAAUGCGAUGGGGCGCUAUGGGUAACUCACCACGGAACAACUGGUUUGUGGACACGUUGAUGGGGUGCAUCUUACCCUUUAUCAUGGCAUUUGUGACGUGGGAUAUGAACAGUCAAGUCUCGAGGUGGGGCAACAAGAGAAUAUCUGAAGAGUCGCGAAAAUGAGCACGUAUAAAAAACGGGCAUAGGUUCACUGGCGGUGUGGAAACUUAUUAUUGAUGUAAAACUAUAUUAAAUGGCUAAUAUUACUUCGCUAUAUAUACACAAGUACCUAGGCAGGUAUAUAUUUACAUCUGGCUCAAAUUUGUUACUAGUUCACAUAUUGCCGCCACCGAUCUCCCCUCGACUGAUUCAGCUCGCUGGAAUAGGGCGCUGUCCUUAACAUUACCUCU